This is a messenger RNA of Seminavis robusta, 804 nucleotides long. Lineage: Eukaryota; Bacillariophyta; Bacillariophyceae; Naviculales; Naviculaceae. The record is from the annotation of a GenBank genome assembly.
AUGGCGGGCACCAAAGAGAUUCAUGGUGGGGUUACUUGCUAUUGGAAGCGACGUUGUUUGCUUUUCGUCUUGGUGCUUCUCCUCCAAGGGAAGGUUUCUAUUGCUUUCAGCGUGUCCUCGAGGGUAGUGACAGCCGUCCCGUCGUUUCGGAUUGCCACCUCCUUAUCAGGGAAAUCUGGCACCCGAAAGAAGAAAAAGAAAAACACACGAGUGGGCAAACAGACAGAGCCGAUAUUGAAGGAAGUAUCACAAGUGUCCACAGCCUCGAGACGCGCUCCGGGGACGCUGGCUGGUUUGAAGGAAUUGCAUGAAUACGAGCAAUUCUUUUACGACAAAGUUACUUGUCGGCAGUUGUACCAACUGGUCGAUCGAUAUGAAAAGCCCUUGUUGGUUUGCAAUCCUUCUCUGGCGGUCCAAGCUGAAAAGAACAAUCGACCGUACAUGCUGUUGGAUAGAGACGAACGUUUCAGCUUUCUAUCUGGAUACCAACGCUUUGAUCUCACAGCGCCAUUCUUGGUUACCCGGUACGAUUAUGAUGCCGUCUUUAUCGAUCCUCCAUUUGCCAAUGUGACACCGAAACAACUAGCUACUUGCUUGAAACGAAUGGCACCCACUCAAUCCCAUGCGGCUGUCCCUGUUUACAUUGGAUACAAUGCCAAGAGAGAGACGGAACUUGUUCGGGCUUUUGAAGAAACUCUGCCCUGUCCCCGACUAACGCGUCUGUGGAAUUUGCGCUAUCAACAAGGGGUCAGCGAAGAAACACAAGAUAUUAUAUGGCUUUUUGGGCCUGCCCAAAUGAAAUAG